UUUCAAAUUCAGGCUGAACGCAUCCUCAGGUUGCAGGAGCUCUCCUCGAAGGAGUUCAACAAGGACACCUCUGCGGUGAACAUCGUCUGGUACAUCAUGACCUCGGGGGCGACCAUUGAGCCGACGGUGGAGUUCUUCAAGGAGCACGAGUACUUUGGCCUGAACAAGAGCAACAUCGUCUUUUUUGAGCAGAACACCAUGCCCUGCUUCAACUUUGAGGGGCAGAUCAUUCUCGACAAGCCAUACGCCCUGGCGCGAGCCCCUGACGGCAACGGUGGCCUGUACAAGGCCCUCCGAGGCCAGGGCAUCCUCGAGGACAUGAGCAAGCGGGGCAUUGAGCACAUCCACGCCUACUGCGUGGACAACAUUCUGGUUAAGGUAGCCGACCCGGUGUUCAUCGGCUACUGCAUCCGCAAGGACGCCGAGUGUGCCGCCAAGGUGGUGGAGAAGGUGUACCCGAAUGAAGCGCUGGGCAUCAUCUGCAAGGUGAAGGGCAAGUUUAAGGUGGUCGAGUACAGUGAGGUCUCGCACCAGACGGCACAGAAGCGCAACACCGACGGGCGGCUGCUUUUCAAUGCAGGCAACAUCUGCAACCACUACUUUACGCUCAAUUUUCUCGUUAAUGUCAUCAAGGAAGAGCAGUUGAUGCACCACGUGGCAAAGAAGAAGAUUCCCUUUGUGGACAACAACGGCUUAAGGGUGUCACCGGAGAAACCCAAUGGAAUUAAGCUGGAGAAGUUUGUUUUUGAUGUCUUUGAGUUUGCCAAGAAAUUUGUCGUCUGGGAAGUGCUUCGCGAGGACGAGUUUUCUCCACUUAAAAAUAGCGACUCGGCGAACAAAGAUAACCCGACCACUGCACGACUUUCGCUCUUCAAUCUCAAUCAGCGAUACGUGCUCAACGCUGGCGGCAAGUUUGUCGACGAGAACGGCACACAUCUCCCUCACAGCCCUGCUCUGGCUGAUGGAAGCAACUCCAACUGUGACACCAACAACAAGUAA
This is a messenger RNA of Rhagoletis zephyria (snowberry fruit fly), 999 nucleotides long. RefSeq names its product UDP-N-acetylhexosamine pyrophosphorylase-like. Lineage: Eukaryota; Metazoa; Arthropoda; Insecta; Diptera; Tephritidae. Gene Ontology annotation, biological process: UDP-N-acetylglucosamine biosynthetic process. The record is from RefSeq and is a predicted model, not a curated record. Gene Ontology annotation, molecular function: UDP-N-acetylglucosamine diphosphorylase activity.